Bipolaris sorokiniana ND90Pr is the source of this 678-nucleotide messenger RNA. RefSeq lists its product as uncharacterized. Bases 1 to 678 code for a protein of 225 amino acids. Gene Ontology annotation, molecular function: histone binding. Lineage: Eukaryota; Fungi; Ascomycota; Dothideomycetes; Pleosporales; Pleosporaceae. The record is from RefSeq and is a predicted model, not a curated record. The transcript is spliced from 6 exons. Gene Ontology annotation, biological process: regulation of transcription by RNA polymerase II; chromatin remodeling. Gene Ontology annotation, cellular component: Swr1 complex; NuA4 histone acetyltransferase complex.
AUGCCAGACGCCAAGCGAUGGGUCAAGCUCGUUACCCACCAAAAGCCCAUUGACGAGCCUUCACCUGUCGAGGGCUUUCCCAUGCGAACAUGGAGUAUAGAGAUCUGGCUACUUGACGACCAGGGUAACGAGGUCAUGCCCAACGUCUUUGAGAAGGCUGUCUACAACCUCCACCCGUCAUUCGAGAAGCCCAAGCAUGUCCUCAAGAAGCCUCCUUUCCGUAUCGAGGAGAAGGGCUGGGGUGAGUUCGACAUGACCAUUGUCCUGACCGCUGUCGGCAAAGGCGGCGACCACACCCUCGAACAUGAUCUCAACUUCCAGUCUGAGCGCUACGAAGCCAAGCACCAGGUGACCUUCCGAAAUCCCAAGCCGGAGCUCCUCGCCCUCCUCGCAGAGUCCGGUUCCGCCGAGGCAAACGGUAUGCGCAACAAGGAUGCUAUCAAGAAGAAGAGCCGAAAGGACAAGAACGUCGAUAUGGAGAAGCUGGCGGAUGGCCUACAAAAGCUUGGCGAAGACGACCUCCUGCACGUUGUCACUAUGGUCCACGACAACAAGACGAGCGAGACGUACACGAAGAAUGAUGUAGAGAACGGUGAGUUCCAUGUCGACCUGUACACGCUACCCGACUCCCUCGUGAAGAUGCUAUGGGACUUCACGGCCUCCAAGGUGGACCUGUAA